GGACAUUUAGUCUGUAGUUUGUGUCUGAGCGGAACUCUGCAGAUCUUUGAAUAUGUCCGUGAAUUAUUCAGAAGGGUUGUCGCCAUAUGAACAUAAAGGGAAAUGUGGAAUGCCAGAGCAAGAUGGUUUCCUUAGUGUCCGUGCACGGUGCAUAUCCAGAGCAGUGCGAGAAAUUUGAUGAUCCAGAUGUGAUCGAAGAGAAAUCUCAUCAAUUGGCAAGCCUGCUCCUUAACAGCAAAUAUACUGUUGUGCAUACAGGGGCUGGCAUCAGCACAUCUGCUGGAAUACCAGAUUUCAGGGGUCCCAAGGGAGUGUGGACCCUGGAGAAGGAAGGUAGGAAACCAGAUGUCAAUGUCACCUUUGAUGGCGCAGUCCCCACUCCCACCCAUCGUGCCUUGAUUGAACUGGAGAGGGCAGGCUUUGUUAAGUAUGUCGUCAGUCAGAACGUGGACGGGCUUCAUCUCAGGUCUGGAUUCCCCAGGGACAGGCUGUCAGAACUUCAUGGCAACAUGUUUGUGGAGCAGUGCGAUAAAUGUGGCAAGCAGUAUGUCCGAGAGACAGCUGUUCCCACAUUGGGCCUCAAGCCAACUGGAGGGCAGUGUACGCAGACAAAGCCCCGGGGAAAAUGCAGAGGCAAGUUACGAGACACAAUUUUAGACUGGGAGGAUGCAUUGCCAGAAGAUGACUUGGAUCGUGCAGAAAAACAAUCCAGGCAAGCUGACCUUGCACUUUGCCUGGGGACAAGCCUUCAGAUUGUACCCAGCGGCAACCUCCCGCUGCUCACCAAGAAAGCCGGAGGAAAGAUCGUCAUUGUCAAUCUCCAACCCACCAAACAUGACAAACAUGCAUAUCUGAGGAUACAUGGAUAUGUCGACAAGGUCAUGUCAAAGGUCAUGGCCCACCUCGGACUGACCAUCCCAGAGUACAGGGGACCUUGCAUCGUCCAGACAUCGUCACGCACUUGUUCAGCAGAAGGUGGUGGUGCAGUAAAGGUGACUGGAGAACCAGAGGAGAACGUGGAAAGGACUCACCAGAGUGUUCACGUAAAGGAGGAAAAUUCAGCCUAUUCGGAACAAAUUUCAGUGAAGGAAGAAAGAGAACUGAAUCUGGGGAAUGCCCAUCAAAAUCUCUCAAACGUUAGUGGUAAUCUACAACGGGGAAAUGAUCGGGAAAUUUGUAAUAAACUUUUGGAAAGUGACGGCGACAGUGCUGCAGAAGCGGAACUGUUUAGAAGCAGAACUGCAGAGACACAGCUUCUGGAGAAUGGGAGACAUUUGAUGGACUCCGGAGAACUGGCUAAUGGUGAUUGUCUAAAGUUGGUCGCAAUUUCAAAAUCGGGGUAUUCAAUACCGGUACAAGGCUUGCAAAGAGCUGACGGCAGGGGACCAGUGAAACAUUUAUCACCAUCUCUCAGUGCCUUGGUCAAAGUUGUUGAAUGUUGUGAAGAUAAUGUGAACACUGACUCUCCUGUGAAGAAAGUGAAGCUGAAGUAGAUGGACUUUUUUGCAAUGAACUCCUGCAAAGACAUUUUUUUUUCUACAAUGUAUGCUUUCCUUUGUUUGCAAUUUGUAGAUCCAUGUAUUGCUAUAGACUCAUUGAAAAAAGACAGAUAGGUUGACCUUGCAUCAUAGCAAAACUAUUUUAUUCCUUUGAUUUUUCCCCCAAGCAAGAGCCGACAAAUAUUCAAAUUAUUUACAGAGAACCCUGUUUGUGUUGCAAUUAUGAAACUCCAAUAUUGCUUGAAGUAAUGAAAAUGCAACUUAUUUUUGCUUUAAAGAUAAAUUCUGCCCGUAUGCAUUUUACAGAAAUUGUGAAAAUAUUAAACAUAACCGUUAAGGGCUACUUUA
This is a messenger RNA of Acanthaster planci (crown-of-thorns starfish), 1847 nucleotides long. It is a transcript of the gene sirt6, whose product is annotated as sirtuin 6. Gene Ontology annotation, biological process: negative regulation of transcription by RNA polymerase II. The record is from RefSeq and is a predicted model, not a curated record. Lineage: Eukaryota; Metazoa; Echinodermata; Asteroidea; Valvatida; Acanthasteridae. Gene Ontology annotation, cellular component: nucleus. Gene Ontology annotation, molecular function: NAD+ binding; transcription corepressor activity; histone H3K9 deacetylase activity, NAD-dependent.